Messenger RNA from Drepanopeziza brunnea f. sp. 'multigermtubi' MB_m1, 1221 nucleotides. RefSeq lists its product as uncharacterized. Gene Ontology annotation, cellular component: ERCC4-ERCC1 complex; nucleotide-excision repair factor 1 complex; nucleus. Gene Ontology annotation, biological process: mitotic recombination; UV-damage excision repair. Lineage: Eukaryota; Fungi; Ascomycota; Leotiomycetes; Helotiales; Drepanopezizaceae. The record is from RefSeq and is a predicted model, not a curated record. Gene Ontology annotation, molecular function: damaged DNA binding; single-stranded DNA binding.
AUGUGGAGCCCGGAAGGUGGCGAGGCUCACGAGGCUGAGCGCCUGAAUAACCACAACAACAUUAUCAACACCAAAGCAAUGGACGACGAAGACGAAUUCGGCGCCGAUGCCGAUUUUCUCGCAGCGCUAGCAGCAUCAUCAGAUGCCCCAGCGCCCCCUCGAGUCCAACAACCAACCCCGCAGCGAAUCACCCAACCAACUCCCCAGCGCCUUGAUCGCGCUCCUCCUCCUACAACCUCCACCGGGCCCAAAGUUGUGCAACCAACCCCUCAAGCCAUCGCCUCUCAUACAACAGGAUCAUCGAUUCUCGUCUCUCCGCGCCAGAAGGGAAAUCCCAUCCUGACGAACCUGCGCAGCUUCCCCUGGGAAUUCUCCGAUGUACCCGCAGAUUAUGUACUGGGGUUAACGACAUGCGCGUUAUUCCUGUCACUGAAAUAUCACCGGCUGCACCCGGAAUACAUCUACAACCGCAUCAAAGGUCUCCAGGGAAAAUACAACCUGCGAGUUGUCCUUACCAUGGUCGAUAUUCAGAACCACGAGGAGUCUCUGAAGGAGCUGUCCAAAACUAGCUUGGUAAAUAACGUUACGGUCAUGCUGUGCUGGAGCGCAGCCGAAGCUGCAAGGUAUCUGGAGCUAUAUAAGAGUUAUGAGCAUGCAAAUCCUAGCGCGAUUCGAGGGACUGAGAGCAAGGGUUAUGCAGAGAAGAUGGUAGACUUUGUGACGGUGCCGAGGAGCAUUAACAAGACGGACGCGGUGAGUAUUGUGAGUGCGUUUGGGAGUAUCAAAGGAGCUAUCAACGCGAGGCCUGAGGAGGUUGCCGUCGUGGGGGGGUGGGGCGAAAAAAAGGUCCGGAGAUGGUGUGCCGUUGUUGACGAGCCGUUUCGCGCAAGGAAGGCCACGAAGAGAGUGGCAGGGGUGAUACCUCUGAGAGAAAGUUUACCUUCGAUGGGAGAGAGUGGAGAUGUCAGGCCCAAGAUGUCAAAAGAGCUGUCAACUUCCGAUAUAGGAAAUCAGAGAAAGCCCGAAGCGCCGAAGCCUCCGGAAUCUGAACAAUUUCAGAUGUGGGAUCCCGAUGAUGAUGAUGAGGAUGCCUUGCUUGCUGCAGCCAUCGAGGAGGAGCAACGAGCUGAAGCCGACAAGAGCAGAGAAAGAGCACGCAAGGACGACGAGUUGAGUGGAGGAGUUGCUGCUGCUCUGGCCAAACUGAGAGAUAAUCAAUGA